Penicillium odoratum is the source of this 1239-nucleotide messenger RNA. Its product is annotated as epoxide hydrolase. Gene Ontology annotation, molecular function: epoxide hydrolase activity. Lineage: Eukaryota; Fungi; Ascomycota; Eurotiomycetes; Eurotiales; Aspergillaceae. The transcript has 4 exons. The coding region runs from base 1 to 1239 and encodes 412 amino acids. Gene Ontology annotation, biological process: epoxide metabolic process. The record is from RefSeq and is a predicted model, not a curated record.
AUGACCACCAUAACGCCUUUUACGAUAGCCGUCCCCGACGAGCAUAUCAGGCAGCUUAACCAGAAGCUCGAACAAGCGACUUUUCCCGAUGAGCUCGAUGCUGCGGGCUGGGACAUGGGUGUUCCGCUUGUUGAUAUGAAGCGACUGGUUACCAUCUGGCGGGAGAACUUUGACUGGCGUGCCCAGGAAAAGAAACUUAACGAUCAACUCAAGCAAUUUACAGUGCCUGUCACUGUAGAUGACUUUGGAGAUUUGGAUAUUCAUGUUGUGCAUCAUCGAUCUGGGAACCCGCGUGCCAUUCCUCUACUUUUUAUUCAUGGAUGGCCUGGAAAUUUCCUCGAAGUAACCAAGUUGCUUCCAUUGCUCACAAAAGAUGAUCAUGGUCCCGCAUUUGAUGUCGUGGCACCGUCGCUUCCUAAUUAUGGAUUCUCACAGGGGGUUCAGAAGAGAGGAUUUGGCUUGGCCCAAUACACCGAAACCGUUCACAAAGUGAUGAUAGCCCUAGGCUACGAUAAAUACGUCGUCCAAGGAGGAGAUUGGGGCAGCAUUAUCGCCCGCACUCUAGCAACGAACUACUCGACACACAUCUCAGCAGUCCACCUAAACACAAUCCCCGUAUCUCCACCCUAUCCCUGGCGCAACCCACUCCGAUUCCUCCAAUCACUCAUCAGCGUCCCAUUCUCGGCCAAAGACCGCGCUUGUAUCAGCCGGACAUUCGAGUAUGUGACCAAAGGUAGCGGCUACAUGAUACAGCAGGCUUCCCGGCCCCAGACACUCGGGUAUGGACUGCAUGAUAGUCCCGUUGCGCUGCUAGCAUGGAUAUACGACAAGCUGCACUCGUGGUCAGAUAGUUAUAGCUGGACCGACGAGGAGAUCUUGACGUGGGUGAGUGUGUAUUUCUUUUCGACGGCGGGACCGGCGGCUUCUACUAGGAUUUAUUAUGAGGCUUUUGCGCCGAAGCGGGUGACGGUGAAGAAGUGGGUGGGAAUCUUUGACAUGUUUGAGACCCCGGCACCGGCGGGUGUGCGUUUUGCAGUGGCGCAGUUUAAGGGGGAGAUUAUGCAGUGGCCUUUGGCGUGGUAUCGGGCUAUUGGGAAUGUGGUUCAAGAGAGCGAGUUUGAGUGUGGAGGUCACUUUGCGGCUUGGGAAGCACCCGAGUCGAUUGUUGGUGAUUUGAAGAAGUUCUUGGGUAAAGAUGGGGCGGCUUAUGCCGUGGUAGAAGGUAAAGAUGGCUAUUAA